Molecule: messenger RNA, 5169 nt
Organism: Leishmania major strain Friedlin
Lineage: Eukaryota; Euglenozoa; Kinetoplastea; Trypanosomatida; Trypanosomatidae
Product: subtilisin-like serine peptidase
Exons: 1
Coding region: 1-5169 (1722 amino acids)
Biological process (GO): protein processing
Cellular component (GO): membrane
Molecular function (GO): serine-type endopeptidase activity
Source: RefSeq, a predicted model, not a curated record
AUGAUGAUGGAGGUGGUGGUUGCCCUGCGGCUGCUCACUAUUCAUGUUCUCGCCGCACUCUUACUGGUGCUGUGGUCGUUACCUCUCGCAGAAGGGCCGUGGCCGCUGAGUGUGCAGGCUGCACGCCGUUCCACCGAUGCGCACGCCGAAAGGCCCAGCAUACAUCCCCGCAAGUACUACCUUGGUAAGUAUGGCACACGCUGCAUCCGAAACUUGACGGGGCUCGUCGUGUCCGAGGACGCUGCAGAGCGCCUCGCCUGCUUCUCUGGCCGUGGCGUCCGCGUGGCAGUGCUCGACACUGGUUUGUGUGCCGGCAUCACUGAGAGCAGCCGUAACUCCGUUACCUGCACCAGUGUCGUGCCUGGCGUGGCGUGCGAAGAUGCCGGGUGCGCUCACGGGACGCGCAGUGUGAGCGUGCUGGCGGGACAGCUCUCUGUGUCGACGCCGCUGCCUAGAGAAUCACUUAAGGAGACUGCGUGGCGCAACAGAGAAACACACCUCGCCUUGGCUGAUCAGUUCAUCGGACUCGCCCCCGACUCCACGGUGCGCGUGUUGCGUAUCUUCGACAGACAAGGGCGCACAAACCGACGCCACCUCGCCCGCGCCCUCGACCUGCUGCUGCGUGAGGCGGAGGACGGCGAAGCAGGUCGCCUGCACAGUACGUGGAACACAUCCAGUGCGCACAUCCGCCGCCGCGACGAGACCGUGGAUGUGAUUAGCCUGUCCUAUGGCAGCAAAGACUACCACAGUAGCCCGCAGGUGCAGGACAGGUUGUACCGGCUGAUGCAUGAGCACGGCGUCAUCGUCGUGGCGGCCGCUGGCAACGACGGAGUGCGCUUCGGCAGCGUGCGAAGCCCGGCGGACAUGCCUGGUGUGUUGGCCAUCGGUGCCCUUAGGGUGGAAGGGCACAGCAGGUCGGCACAGACAACGCAGGCGUCACGCACUCUCGGCAACUUGGCGGGCUCCCUUGCCGCCGGUGGCGGUCACAAGUCUGUUGCACAUUUCUCUGGGCGUGGCCCUACCACAUGGGAGUUGCCCUUCGGCGCAGGACGUGCAAAGCCGGAUCUCGUCGCUCUCGGCCAACACGUGUGGGCUGUCCAAGGCGUUUCGGCGGCGGCAUUCUCCGCUGCGGCGCCACGGGCACGUAGUGCUUCAUCUGCGCUGCAGCUGCGCUCCGCGUCUGGGACGAGUAUUGCCGCCCCUAUCGUGGCCGGAGUCGUGGCGCUCUGUCUCGAGGCGGCAUGGUCGUCUACGUCCGCUGUAGCAUCAGCACAGAACAUCACCGGAGGCGGUUCUGUCCUUGACGUGCGUCAGAAUCGACUCUCUCGUGUUUCCCAUUCACUGCGCGUGCGUGAGGCGAUCUUGCGGACGGCCGUUCCUCUAGAAGAAGCCGCCGCAUCACUGCCGACAUGGCCUCGCCCCGCACCCACCACGCCUUUGCACAGCGACUCCUCCUCGACGGCGUCAGCAGCGCAUCCUCGCCGAGUGCUGGCUGGUGUGCCACUGCUAGAGCUUUAUGCUGGCUACCUUCGCCUUUCGCGAGUCAGCAUUCUCUCGCAAGGAGCGGGCGAGGUGCAGCCGCUCCGCGCGCUGCACGCCAUCGUCGCGAAGGCAGCUGCAUCCUCGGCCAUCGAUGCACCGGAGGCGUUGCGCAGCUGCGCCUCUUUCGCCAUACCAACAUGUGUGCGCAUCGGCUAUCGGAUUCCACGUUGCAGCAGCAACAGCGGGGACAUGAGCACCUCGCAGAGCUGUCAACCUCCUCAUGAUCCUGACGGAAAGGCACACGGCGACUCGCGGUUGCCGGGUAGACCCGGCAUGUCCCGUGCCGCACCGCCCGCCGCGUACUGGUGGCCCUUCUCCGACCAAGCCGUCUACCCCGGCGCCACACCCGUGCUACUGAACAUUUCUCUCCACCUCUGCCCCCCUUCUUCGUCAGCUGCUACGGAUCAAGGUGCGCGUGACGCUGCCGCUGCAGCUAGUGGCGAAGCUGCACGUCGAGGGUCAACGACGCAUGACCACGUCACGUACGUAAUCACCAAGGUAAGCGGGCGCCUGCGUGCGCGUGAAGGUCAUCCAUCACGGAACAGCAGUCACCAGAAUGACGCCUGUCCUCUCCUCCUCUUUGAGGGCGCGGAGAACCGCCACCGUGUGGGCUCGACAAGCCCGACGCGGCUUCUGAACUUGACGGCACGGAGCGCCUCUCCCCCCGCAGCAUGCACUGACGGGGAGGUGGUCGGGGGGGAGGCCACGGUGACAGGGCCGCGACACACACAAGCAGGCGUGUGCUCAUUUGCGAAGCGGCGGAGCACGCAGCAACGGUGGAUGCAGCACCUUCUUCGCGUGGCGACCGAGCUCACGGUGGUGGCGAGCAGAUCGCCGACGCGCGCGAACGUUGUAGAGCAGCUGUCGCCGCCACCGACAUCCUUCAGCCUCUCCGUCGCCGUCUCUUCCCCUGCGUCCGCCCACACGCAUCUUUGCUACGACGUGGCGCGCGAGACAGUGGCGGUGUGGCGGAAGAAGGGCAAGAGAUCGCCGCCCAGUGUGAAGGGCGCGGCGGCUAGCUGGCGCUCCGCCGACAAUAACGAUGGGCACGACAAGCAGCAUACAAAGGACGGUGCGCAGGUGCCAGCAGACCGCGAUCGUUGCGUUCCACUUUUUCACCUGUUUCGCAUGCUGAGCGUGGAAGGCGCGCUGCACAUCUUCACUGGCGGCUCAUCCUCGCAGCCCACACUGACAGUGCCGUUCGCUGUUUGCGUCGUGGAGCCGCCGCCCCGGGUGCAGCGGGUGCUGAUCGACACGAGCCUUGACUGGUUCAACCCCACGACAGCCACCUCGAAUUUGUUCAUCGCCGGCGACGACCCACACGAGUCGGACACUGACGGCGUAGACGCAGCACUGCGGCGCGGACGACAGCGUCAGCGUCACGAACGCGCCUACGCCGAGGCGAGUGGCGGCGAUCACCCGUACACAAACCUCGCUCUGCUAUACCUCUACCUGCGCCACACACUUGGAAUGGCAGUGGAGACGUUCCCGCUACUGCACAUGAGCACGAUAACCACCUCGAUCGCAGCUAACGGUAGCUCACCGCUCUGGCCCCCUGCAGAGCACACCUUCAACGCCUCCCACGCUGCCCAGAGGGCACCCGCAGGCGCUCUGGCACACGUCGGCACGCUGAUCAUCGUCGACCCGGAGCGGCCGCUGACACACGGUAUGCGGCGUCUCCUAACGCGUGCGGUGCUCGGCGGCGGCGCGGAUCGCUCAGCGGACGGCCUCGACGUUCUUUUGGUGACGGACUGGUACAGCGCCGAUCUGGCCGCGCAGCUGCACUGGGCGCGCGACAAAAGCUUGGACAACGCGGAGCGCUCCUCCCGCAUCAGCGGCACCGACGCGGCGGACGAGGUGGCCGGUGUCGACGGCGACAGGGACGCUGUGCGCGAGUUGCGGGCGCUCAGACAAUUGGAAAAUGGCUCUACUCGCGGCCUCGCCGGCUCCAGUCACGUGCCGUCGUGGAACCGUUGGCUGUCAGAGGUGACGGUCGCGUCGGGCAGUGCGGCCAACAGCAACGAUUGCAAUGGCGCAGCCCCUCUGGGCAGCGAGGGACUUCUAGACGGAAAGUCUGAGUUGCCGUUUGAGCUGAGCGAGAACAUCGUGAUAGACGGCGUUGUGGUGGUCGACGCUGCCGCCCCGACAGGGAGGAGCGAGCCUGGGGGCAACGCAUCCGCCUCGCACGGCGGCACCAUCACCUCGGCAAAGGUGGUCGCUCUCCGCUCUCUUGGGCAGCUGAACGCAGCUGGCGUGCUGCGAUGGCGUCUCCCUGCGCAGGCAGCAGCGCAGCGGCAGGCAGGGAGAGCUGCCGCGGUCGGAGCUUCUAAAGGGGUACAUGAGUCCAACGUUCACUCAAGUGGUCACGGCACCUGCCGCAUCGGUCACGCAUCGAACACCUCAGCCGUGCCUUCAACGCAAGAGGGUGAAGCUGUGAUAUGCAACGUCAUGCCAGGCUGGGUGCAGCAGCAGCGGCGCCUCGUAAAGCGCACCAUCGUCAGCACACGAGACAGCUCGGCGCCGGCGGCUGUGGUUGAAGACGGCUGGGAAGAUGUGCCUGUCGCAAAGGGAGACGAACGUCUGGUCCGCAUCGGCGGACUGGAGGCGGUCGACGUCAGCACAGUGGCGCCAGCAGCAACGGACGCAAGCGAAGCCAUACAGAGUCUGACGCAUGGUGUGCUGGGCUUCCUCACGCUUCCCCCAUCUUCCACACACGUUGUCACCGCGUCCGCCAACCGCUUCCGGCCUGGGCGCAUAGCGAUCUUCACGGACUCGGACUGCCUGUCGACCUCGAACCACCACGCGCAAGCAGCCCUGGAUGAGUUGGAAGCUCUUCUCUACCCGCCAUCCACGUCGCCAUCGUCACCUGUGACGACCUGUGCAACGUGGGACUGCUUGGCACGCACUCCCGACGGGCAACGACUGCUCCAAGCAGAGUCGGCGCAGAGCUCCGUGUGCGUCGAAGUGGUGAAGGAGCUGCUGCUGUGGCUGCACACGGGAAACCUGCACCGCUGGUGGGACUCCGCCCAGCUCCAGUGUGAGGCGCGUAGGUGGGCACGAGCGCGGCAUCGGAGCACGGCGGACACCACCCCCGGCGCAGAUAGCGUGGGCGUUGAUCGCAAAGCCGCGAACUUCGACGAGGUGCUCGGAACGGCGCCAGAGCGCGCGCACGUCGGCGAGGUGGUGGGGCGGUUAUGGGCUUCUUUGGUGGAAAGCACAGAGCGCGAUGCAGCGUCGUUCCUUGUCGAAGGUCCGGAAGACGAGACCCGCUUUCAACGCGACUACGCAGCCCAUCAGGAGCGCACCGCAGCUAACGUGAUGCGCGCCUUGAUGGUGAACUACCAUGGAGACUGGCGUGCGCAUCUGCUAGACCAUAAUGUGUCGCUGUCAAGCACCGGCGCCGCCGGCGACUCGUUCUCACAAUCUCUACGCCCCGCGAGUGGCCGGCGGAGCGGCAUUGCGACCGCGCAGCAGCCAGAGGAGCAUGUCUCCUUGAUAGAGAGUUUGCUGCCGCUGCGAGGCAUGCUCAACGCCCUGCGGUGGCUGCAGCAUCCGAUGGUGCUGGGUCAACUCAUGGUUAGUGCAGCUGUCGUGAUGAGCGUGUGGUUGUGCCGUGCAGGGGGGUAG